CAAAUAUGGAAAGUACUUCAAUAUAAAUCGUUCAACAUUUGCUUGGUUUGUAUAAUAAGUGAAAGUCACAAGAGGUAAAAGGAGUGUAUAUUUAAAUAAUAUACGCUUACUGAAACGAAAGAAGUGGAUAAAAAUUUUGCAGUAGAAGAGAGAUAUACAAAAGAAAGAAGAAAGAUAGAAAAGAAAGAAAAUAGAGAAACUGCAGGAAGAGGAUUCUGUAUGUACAUCUUUUGUAUAACAAACACAGAAUUUUGAAGAAAUAAAUGUAUAAGGAGAUCAUUAAAAAUUAAUAGAACUAUAAAGAAAAAAUGGGAGGAUGUGCGAAAUGCAUGCUCUGCUUCCUUAAAUGUAUAGCAGUUAUUCUUUUGAUACCGGUAUUCCUAGUACUAGCUGUUGCUGCCGUUGUCGUUUGGAUUGUCACUGCGCCGCUAAAGUGCUGUUGCCCUUGUUGCGCCCCCUGCCUUACGCUCAUAACAGAAUUUCUUAUCUUUAUUGCUAAGCUACCAUGGAAAAUGUUGCAAUGGAUUAUUGGCAAAGAGGAAAAAUCUGAAGAUACAACUGGACUUGAUGAGAAAAAGAAAAAAGAUUAUGGUACAAAAGAAGAGACUGAUGUUGAAGCUUCGGAACCAUAAUAUUUACAUUAUAUUUAUUAUUAAUAGAAAAAAGUGACAUAUGUCACGUGUCCUUGUCUCUUGGUUAUUAUUUCAAUUUAAACCGAAAGUAAUAACAGGAAAGAGUUAUUACUCGUUUAAUAUUUUCUGGCAGUCUCUUUUUUUUGUCUCUUUCUUUUUAUCUAUCUCCCACAUGGACGAAAUUUAGUAGUACCCCUUUUUUAAACUUCAAUACAGAUUCGGUGGAAGGUGAUCAAUCGUAAUACAAUAAUAUUUAAGAUUUUUGAACCCUUAUUUUAAAAUUGAAAUCGUAGAGAAAGCGCAAGCGUGAUUGAUUGACUUUGGAGAGGUAAACAUAUGGUACAAACUAUUCAACAUCAAAAGGCAAAAAUCUGGUUCAAUAUACUUUUUUAAUACAUAAUAAGAGAUAUUUCAAAAAUUAGUCUAAGAGUCAAACGUAGAUGUCAUUUAACUGACCAUAGGUCACUAGAAUGUCAUUAAAGUGAUUUACAACGGCAAUAUUUAUGAUGAUGAAAAUUUAUGAAUGUCAAAUAUAAGUUAGAUCGUACAAAAUAUCAGACAAAAAAAAGCACUUAAUUUAAG
Dimorphilus gyrociliatus is the source of this 1214-nucleotide messenger RNA. Lineage: Eukaryota; Metazoa; Annelida; Polychaeta; Dinophilidae. The record is from the annotation of a GenBank genome assembly.